AUGGUGAAGAUCUCUCCUCUUGUUCGUUUGCCAAGUGGAUUAAUGGUUAACAUAUUUACCAAAGGAGGUGUACAGGCCUUUCUUGAAUCAGAAUUGAGCCAAACCUACCUUUCCUCUGAUUUGAGAACCAUCAAAGAUAUUCGGAAGACGAAGAAUCGGACUUCGGAAGCCGAAGAUCUCCUUUUUAGUCUGACUGCCAAGAUUGAGUUCAUUGCUACCCUUGCAGACCCCAUUCUCUUUGCGGAGACUGUGCCAGAAUCGGAGAUUGAAGUUUGGUUUAUUUUCGUCCUCCACGAAUUGAAAGCCUUGAGCGCCAAGCCAGACUGGUUAAGGUCAGGGGAGUUGGACGAAGACGACAUGUCAUGCCUCAACAUCAGCGCUGCCAUGUUCCACUUCCACGCUGUCCCGGUUCAGCUUGCAUUUGAAUGUGAAUACGUUCAACUUUUGGCAGACUUUCUUAAAGCCUGUCCUACUACACUUCCCUCCACGGAGAUUGCCGGUCAAAUCACAAACAUUGUAUCUCGGAUUAUUUAA
This is a messenger RNA of Cylindrotheca closterium, 534 nucleotides long. The record is from the annotation of a GenBank genome assembly. NCBI's taxonomy places the organism in Eukaryota, Bacillariophyta, Bacillariophyceae, Bacillariales, Bacillariaceae.